GUCCGUCCGGCCCGCUACACGGUCCUGCUCCGGCAAUAACGAGACACUCCUGCGGGGGGGGGAGCGGGGAUGGGGGAGGGCUAAGCAUUAACCAAACCCCGCGACCCUGCUGCGACUGAGCGGGUGCUACUCUUCGUCUUUAUAGAGGACUCUCUCUCUCUCUCUCUCUCUCUCUCUCUCUCUCUCUCUCUCUGCGUCUGGCUGGGCUCCGGUUACGGGUGUGCAUGCAUGUGUUCUGCACCGUACGGGCGGAAAAAGCGCCCAAGAUCUGCAGGGAUCAUUUUCCCCAUCAGUAAAGUGGCGCAGACGGAGCCGGAGCGCCGGGAGAGCACGGAGGGGGCCGUGGACGGCAGCAGGAUGACUGUCCAGGAAUUCAACACCCUGGUGGCGCUGUACCGGGAGCAGGUCAUCUCCGUCGGGGAGAUCUCAGCCGACUGUCCGUCUCUGCGGGCUCAGAUGCACCACACGCGGUCCAAAGGAUGCUCCAUGGCCCGGGCUGCACACCAGGACCUCGCCGUCAUCUCUGUUUCAGGUCCAGAGGACGGAGAGAUCCACCCUGAGAUCUGUCGGCUCUUCAUCCAGCUGCAGUGCUGCCUGGAGAUGUUCAUAACAGAGAUGCUCAAGUCCAUGUGCCUGCUGGGGGUGCUGCAGCUGCACAGAAAAAGAAUGGACUCAGAGCCGAAGCUGGACUUCAGGGUGGACGAAAGCUCGGACGUUCCCAUCCUGGAAGAACGAUCGUCCUCCCCCAUUGACUUCCUACAGGAGCAGUGGCUGGUGGGAACCGAUAUUGAAAAUAUAGAGAGUCUAAAUGUAAAACAUCUCCUCAGCUGGAUUUCAGCUGGGCUGGCCUGUUUCUGUGACCGGUACCCCUGGGGAUCCUGGUCCGCCUGCACCAAGACCUGCAACCACGGUACACAGCACAGAGAGAGGGCAUUUCAGUAUGAGGAUUAUUUCUGGAAGAGCAGCUGCGAUAAGCUGUGUGAGAAACACGACAGCAGAGCUUGUAAUGAGCAGACCUGUCCAAUCAACUGCCUGCUGACAGAGUUCGGGCCCUGGUCCGACUGCUCACCCUGCGCCAAGAAACAGUUUCGGACGCGGUCUGUCCAGAGGCCGUCCCAGUUUGGAGGGUCGGCCUGCAGCGUGGAGCUGUCAGAGGAGAGGCCCUGUUACCCCUCCACGGAGUGCAAGUUAGCCCCCGUCGACUGCAGAGACGACUUUAAGUGUGAUAAUGGACGCUGCAUCAACUCGACGCUAACAUGCAACAGACAGAACGACUGUGGAGAUAACUCUGAUGAGAGGGAAUGUGUCGACUUAAAAACUGUGUGUCCAGCGGAGAAGAGGGUGGCCCCUGGGGCUGACCUUGUGGGAAAUGGGUUUGAUGCUCUAGCAGAGGAGCCGAGGGGAGCCGUACUGGACAACAUGUUCAUGGGAGGAAGUUGCAACAUCAGGAGGCCCCCGACCACGCUGCUCUACCACCGAGUCCCUCACAACUUUGAGAGCUUUGACAUUAAGGUUGGAGUGGUGGAGGACUUCAGCACCGAGCCCCAGCCGCUGCACACCGAGCCCGUCAGUUUGAAGACGUCGAGCUCGUCUGAAAACAGCCAACAAGAUGGACGCAACCUUUUCUUGCCCAUCUUUUUCCUCCCCAUGUUUUUUUACAGUGGGAGAUCGAUGACGCAAGUCAGCUCCAACAAGGAAGCUUUUGAAGCUUCAAAAAAAACAGACUCCAAGUUUUUCCGGGUGAACCAGAUUUUGCCCGUGUCCACGUUCAAGGUGAGGGACCCGGGGGACCUCGUCCUGUCACAGCCUUUCCUCCAGUUCCUUCACGCUCUUCCUCUCGAGUACAACUACGCCCUCUACAGGGACAUCUUCCAGCGCUUCGGGACGCACUACUACAGCACAGGGACACUGGGAGGCCACUACGACCUGUUGUACCAGUUCAGCCGAGAGGAGCUCACCAGUUCAGGUGAAACAGAAGAGCACAUCAAAGGCUGCCUGGGCCGAGACACCACCUGGACCAUCAUCCUCUACACAGAACACAGCAGUGUAACCCGAUGCUCCGACAACAGGAUGACUGAGAAAUAUCAAGGCUCGUACAUUCAGGCAGCAGAGAAGUCUUUCUCCAUGGUGAAAGGAGGUCGAAUCAGAGAGGCAGCAGCUCUGGCCUGGGAGAGGCAGGGCCCCGCUCCGGACCGAACAUCCUACAAGAACUGGGCCAAGUCUGUUCUCGACAACCCUGCUGUGGUCGAAAGCAAGGUGCUUCCCAUCAUAGAUCUGGUUCGGGGGAUCCCAUGUGCUGUCACAAAGAGGAGACACCUGAGGAAGGCCCUGCUGCAGUACCUUGAGGAGUUUGAUACCUGCAAGUGCGCUCCCUGCCCCAACAACGCCAAGCCAGUUCUCUCCGGCACAGAGUGCAAUUGUGUUUGCCAAACUGGCACAUUUGGCUCCAACUGUGAGAAACGAGCUCCCGACUACACUUCAGAGGAAGUGGAUGGUUACUGGAGCUGCUGGGGCCCGUGGAGUGGCUGUGGAGCCUCUAUGAAGAGAAACCGGAGGAGGGUGUGUAAUAACCCCGCCCCCCUUAGAGGAGGCCAACCCUGCAAGGGUCCUGACAGAGAUGAGGAUCCGUGUCACAUCUCCAUCUUCGAAAGACAGGAGACCUGUGACAAUGAUGAUGACUUCACUGUGGGCUGGAGGGACGAGCUGCCUCCUGGUGUGCAGGGCUGUCUGAGGCCACAGAGGCCUGCCAACAGCUUCCUCAGGAAAGCAAAGCAGUAUUAUAACUUUGGUGAGGAUGAGGAGUUCCAGUGCUUCACUGGAUUUGACUUGGAGGGUUUUCAGUUCAUCAACUGUCUUCCCGAUGGGACGUGGAGUCAACCAAAUGGAAAAUGCAUCAGGAAACUGUGCCUUCCUCCUGAAAUCCCUGAUGGCAUGAUGCUGUUCCCCAACAAAGGCCAGUACAAAGUUGGGGAAUCAGUGGGUUUGAACUGUAACGAGUCAGGUCUGGUGCCGCUGCCACAAGGCUUCUACAGAUGCAGCAACAGUCUCACCUGGGAGCCGCCAUUACCUGCUAACCUACGCUGCACUGAUGAGGAACCGUUUGUCCCUGAAGGUCAGUGUCGUCCAGGAGAGAAACUACAGGGCUCUCAAUGUGUCUGCAUUCAACGGGAGAGCUGCCUUUCACAACCAGAUAAUCUCUGCAUCCUGAACGUAGACGUCGGCGUCACCGUGUCGAUGUCCCUCUGCUCCUUCCAUGCCGGGCGUUGCCACAAUGAUCCGCUCUUCUUUGUCAACGAGGGCGCGUGUGACGCGGCCAAUUCGGCCAAACUGGAGUGGGCCAAGUUCAGAGCCAAGAUGUCCUCCAAGAGCUCUGUUCAGCAGCCCUGCGGUCUUGACACCUGUUACGAAUGGGAGACCUGCUCUGCAUCUAAGAAGUGUGAGUGCAGAGCUGCUCGGGACUGCCCCAGAGUUGAAGAGCACAUGUUCUGUGUGAAGCUGACCAGGAGCCAGAGGACUCGCAGCAUGGACCUUUGUUCUAUGGCCGCCCUGAAAUGUAGUAGCUAUCAGUUUGAGAUUCUCAAUGAAGGCGCCUGUGAGUCCAGAUGAUCCUUCUAAAGCUUUUCUGUGCUGUUACACUCAACUUCUGAAUCUAUCUAACAGUAGUGUGUUUCAAAUAAUGUUCCACCACUGCUGGAAAAUUGAAAGUAACUACAUAGUUUAAAAUACAUAUGAUUCACACUAAACAUCAACUAUACAAAAUGACUGUGUUUCUUCUUCCACUGCACUGUGCACUAGAGCCACUCAUUUAGAGACAUUAUAGACAUUAGCACAUAUUGUUAUUCUUUAAAAGAUUACACUAUAUUUCUAAAAGUAAACUGGACUGGCAAGCGGGUAUACAGGGGUCCAUACACCUGACGCAACUCAGAACCAAAGGCACACCUUAUCGGGGCGAUGGGAAAGCCAAGAGCAUCUCUAAAUAAGGUUAAGCAGGUGGUUUAGGAUCCACUUGUACAUUUGGGUAGGCUGCAGUGCAUCUAGUGCACUUUCAGAGCAUUCUGAAAUAUUUUCUGAAAAGGCACUAGAUGGCAGCAGGAGACAACAAAACAAUGUUAUAUAUCCAAUGCAUGAUAAUACUGGAGGUUUACUGGACCUGCCACCUAAUGUCAGAUUUGCACCAAAUUUGGUACGGGAUAUCUGGGAUGUGAUAUCUACAUAUGGGAUGUGCAUAUCAAAUUUGUGUCAUUUGGAUAAUGUAUUGGUGACCUGGAGCUAAAAUAUCAUUAAAUAUUGAAGAAUGUG
Molecule: messenger RNA, 4299 nt
Organism: Siniperca chuatsi (mandarin fish)
Lineage: Eukaryota; Metazoa; Chordata; Actinopteri; Centrarchiformes; Sinipercidae
Gene: c6.2
Product: complement component 6
Exons: 22
Coding region: 229-3606 (1125 amino acids)
Biological process (GO): immune response
Cellular component (GO): membrane attack complex
Molecular function (GO): protein binding
Source: RefSeq, a predicted model, not a curated record